GGGACCAAGCCAAAACUCCUUACAAACCACAAAGCUUUAGCCUAGGAGUGCCCUCCAUGUCUAAGAUGUGGUCUUUAACUACAAAAGAAUGAACAAAAUUAAACCAAUUAUAACUACGCAAAGAAAACCCGAUGUUCGCCAGCAUAUCAGCACAAAAAUUGGCCUCCUUAUAAAUAUGGGAUAUCAUGAAGUCCAUGGUGCGGGAAACCGCCACACAAUGCAAACAACGAGAUCUGAUAGACCACGGAACAAGGAAAACAUCCUUGAAAGCACUUCAUAUGUGCGCAAAAACAUUUUUAGGUGGGCCCCAUCUCUUUCUUUCUUUCCUUCCGUUUUGGUGGGUGAUCCAAAUAAGAAAAGUGUAAUCUUUCCAUCAACUUUCCUUCUCUUCAAGUUUCUUUCUCCAGAAACAAACAUAGUGAGAGACGCAAUUUAUUGCAGAACAGAGCAUUUGCAUCUGGAAGAAGAAUGAAGAAGCAUGCAAUGAAGAAGAAAAGAAAACGCUCUUGUUGUGACUCUCAAAUCUCCGAUCUCAAAACCCUAUUCCCUUUGUUACUCGCAUCCUUCUCAAACCAACCCCAAACCACUCUUCCCUUUCUCAACAAAUGCUUAUCCAAAUUUCGCAACUCUCCUCUCCUCUCCAAAUCCUCCGUCACACCCAUCCUCGCCUUACUUCCAACACUCCUCUCUUCCACACACUCCAAAAUCGCAAUCCGCGCCGCCAAUAUCAUCGGCGCCGCCUCACUCGUUUCCCUCGAAAUCAAUGAGGAAAUCGCUACCGAUUCCGAAACUGUUAAGGGAUUGAUCUCUCUGUUGGAGAAUUCCGAUAGAGAUGUUGUGUUCUCUGCUUGUAAUGCCGUGUUGGAUUUGUCUAUCACCGCCUUCGCUCAACAACAACUUCUCAAUUUCGAAGCACUGCACAGAUUAAUGUUUGUGUUUCUUCAGAUUUUUAAGCGUCUGGAAUCUGUCUGUUUAUGGUGCGAGGGCAAUGAAAGAUUUCACUCACUUAAGAUUGGGUUUAGGGAGGACGAAUUAUCAAUGGCUUUACUCAGUGCAAUUACUGUUCUUAUCAAUGCAUGCGAUCUUAAACAACUACACAAUAUCCCUAGAAGCCUUUCUGAAGCAAUCCUGAGGCUUCUAAAAGAGAUAAGGGCAAAUGCUAGUCAUGAUUUGUUGAUCAAAGGUACCCUGAAAUCUAAUGAUGAAGUACGUGUUUGUAAGAGUCACAUUGGCGUAAGUGAUCUUGCCGAAAGCAUCUUUAGGCUUUCCAUUUAUGCCUCACAACUUACUGUCUCUUUGCCAUUUGAAGUGGUCCAAAGAGGUCUUUUUGGUACAAGUGAUACUAGUUUUGAAGAUUUUAUGUCAAAUUAUUGGGAAGUUUCACCUUUUCUUCUAACAAGGACAUUGGAUGAUCUCAAAGUGAAUGAUUUGUUUAAUCCAUUUAUACAAUCUUUGAAAUGGAAUGGGAGUGUUCCUUCCCUCCUUCAUUCAACUCUGCAAGGUCUUGUGUCUUGUUUUCCUAUUGCUUCAGAGGAGCAAAACAUCCUCAAUUUUCUAAAUGAGGUGAAAGAUAGACUUGGUUGUCCUAUAAUCUACGAGCAGGAUAUCCGAAUUGUAAAAACCGAGAGCCAAUCGGAAAAAGAGACACAUUACUUUCAGGACUUUCGGCCGGACUGCCUUAAGGAACCUCUGUGUUUAACUACUGAAGAUGUCUUAAAGUGUGAGCAAGCUUAUAAAGAGGGUUAUACUGUUGCUCUGCGUGGUCUGGAGUUUCGAUAUCAGAGUAUUGCUGCUAUUGCUGAUGCAUUAGCACUUAUGUUUGGACAGCCUUCAGUAGGUGCCAAUUUGUACUUAACACCACCUACUUCUCAGGGUUUGGCCCGUCACUUUGAUGAUCACUGUGUAUUUGUCUGCCAAAUUUUUGGCUCGAAGAAGUGGACAGUAUAUUCUCGACCCGGCCAGCUGUUACCCCGCUUAUAUGAUAAUCUCUGUAGUUCUGAUGUUGACUGUACAAAAGUUGCUAGAAGUGAGUUCUUUCUCAGGGAGGGUGAUGUAUUGUAUAUUCCCAGAGGUUUUCCACAUGAGGCCUAUACAAAUUAUGGUGUUGAUGAUGGUUCUCCUGGAUUUUCAUUGCACCUUACACUCAGUAUUGAGGUUGAACCUCCUUUUGAGUGGGAAGGAGUAGUUCAUUUUGCUCUUCGUUGCUGGAGUGAAAAGUGGAAAAGACCAUGUUGUGAUGCCAUUAACUCUCUGUCUCAAAAACUUGUUCUCGUCUCUGUGAAUCUCUUACAUGUUGCCAUUGGGAUUAUUAGCACUUCUGAUCCUAGUUUCCGGAAAGCAUGCUUGACUGCUGCAGAUUCCUUGCCGUUGGAUGUUAAUAAUAGACUUACCCAGAAUCAGAGAAAAUUUUUUCUUGACUUGAUCGAUAAAAUAUGUAACGAAUGUAAAUUCUCGGAAGUGCUGAGCAACGUAGAGGCUGCAAUUCAGAAAAAUAAAGAUCCAUUUGAGCAAAUCCGAUGGCUUUGGGUUCUUAGUAUGGAAAAAGAGGUCAACAAAGGAUACACGGAUAGAUCUUUCAUUAUUGAAAAUCUACGCUCGUUGUGUGCCGAACACAAGGACAAGUUAGAGGCUGCUUUUCUGAAAGUGAAGUCUAGGUUUUGUGGUGAGGUGGUAUUUGAGGACAUUGUAACUAGUCACAGGAUGCUUCUUCAGAAGUAUAAAAGGACAAGAAGGCAAUAUAUUAAUGGAAUGAUUUCACUUCAUGAUAAAUUAUAAUACUGUUUUAUUUUAUUUCAGUUUCCCCUGCAUUGAUGAGGAAUUGCCGAAUCAUUCACCUAGUGGAAUGCUUAACAUCAGUAGCUUUUUACCGACCAAUUCAUCAGUUUUUGUAUGUUUCUGUGAACUAUAUAUAGCUUACAAUUUAUGUUCUGGUGUAUUUGAAAACUAGAUAAGAAAAAAGAAUCAUGUACUUACUUCCAGUAUAUAAACAUAACUUUUUUUCUCUCCA
Molecule: messenger RNA, 3007 nt
Organism: Vicia villosa (hairy vetch)
Lineage: Eukaryota; Viridiplantae; Streptophyta; Magnoliopsida; Fabales; Fabaceae
Exons: 3
Coding region: 469-2775 (768 amino acids)
Cellular component (GO): nucleolus
Molecular function (GO): histone H3K36 demethylase activity; histone H3K4 demethylase activity
Source: RefSeq, a predicted model, not a curated record